Molecule: messenger RNA, 768 nt
Organism: Labrus bergylta (ballan wrasse)
Lineage: Eukaryota; Metazoa; Chordata; Actinopteri; Labriformes; Labridae
Product: DELTA-actitoxin-Afr1e
Biological process (GO): cytolysis in another organism; monoatomic cation transport; pore complex assembly
Cellular component (GO): pore complex
Molecular function (GO): channel activity
Source: RefSeq, a predicted model, not a curated record
CCGUGAACGAUCCAAAGAGUGAAGCCAGUGCUUCAAAAUCUGGCUUUGCUGAAGCGAGCAGCACACCUCUGAUUCCUGACAGCACUCGGGCUCUCUUGCAAAAACCUUCCUGGCAACAUGAGUGAAUCAGCUGAAGCUUUGGCGGCUAACCUCAAGAGCCGGAGAAAUGUCACCAUCGAGAUCAACAACAUCAGCAACGCCCACUGCCUCAUCGACCCCAAGAUUUACAUGGACAGCGGCCACUGCCACAUCCCCCCCCAACCCACCGUCAUCCCAAUGAAAACCGAGUUGUGCAACUUCACCAAGACCUCCGCCAAAGCCAGCGGCGCCGUGGGGCUCCUGAGCUACGACCUGCUGGAGAAGUCGAGCAACAGGGUGACGGACAGACUGGUCCUGAUGUUCUCCGUGCCGUACGACAACAGCAUGUACAAGAACUGGUUCGGCCUGGCGAUCUACGGCACCGACAAAGAGGUCAACGAGAAGCUGUUCAAAGAGAUGUACUACAACAAGGAGCAGCAGGGCUUUCUGCGGGCCGAGGCCUCGGGCUCUGGCCUCACCUUUCAGGGCAGGUGCUUGGAUGUCAUGGCAACCAUGUCCCCUUUGGGCCGGUCCAUUAUGAAGGUAGAGAUAUGGGACAAGCUGUUCAAUCCCCCGAUGAGUCAAGGCCCUUACUGAGCCGGUCGUUCAUCAGCAAAAUAAUCAAAUUAGGAAAUGCACAACUCUUCUCCUGUACCAUCUGUUCAUGCAAUAAAUCACGUCUGAUAGAAA